Molecule: messenger RNA, 1143 nt
Organism: Brassica oleracea var. oleracea
Lineage: Eukaryota; Viridiplantae; Streptophyta; Magnoliopsida; Brassicales; Brassicaceae
Exons: 3
Coding region: 1-1143 (380 amino acids)
Biological process (GO): DNA integration
Molecular function (GO): nucleic acid binding
Source: RefSeq, a predicted model, not a curated record
AUGGUCAAAGAUGGGAUUUUUCUCGGACACAAGAUCUCCAAGAAGGAAAUCGAGGUUGAUAAGGCAAAUAUCGAGGUGAUGAUGAGCCUGCAACCACCAACAUCAGUCAAGGGAAUCCGAAGCUUCGUGGGGCCUGUCGGUUUCUACAGGAGGUUCAUCAAGGACUUCUCAAUGAUCGCAAGACCGCUCACUAGACUGCUCUGCAAGGACACCAAGUUCGAGUUUGACAGCGUUUGCUUGACUGCUUUCCAUACGAUAAAUGGAGCAUUGAUAAGUGCACCAGUCGUUCAGCCUCCAGACUGGGACUUACCUUUCGAGAUCAUGACAGAUGCGAGUGAUUUCGCAGUGGGAACAGUGCUGGGACAGCGAAAAGAUAAGAAACUGCAUGUGAUCUACUACGCGAGCAGGAUAAGGGAUGAAGCCCAAUGCCGAUAUGCCACAACCGAGAAAGAGCUUUUAGCCAUUGUCUAUGCCUUCGAGAAAUUUAGGUCCUACCUAGUAGGUUCUAAAGUGAGUGCACACAAAUCACGCGGCUCUGAGACUGUUCCGCCGACUGUUCCGCAGACUCUUCCACAGACCAGGAGCGAUCAAGAAGAGAUAUUCCCACCUACCUUGGAUGAACCAUUCCUGUAUCGACACUGCAAGGGUGGAGUGUUCCGACGAUGCGUUCCAGAAAUUGAGAUUCCAGGGAUCCUCCAUCACUGCCAUGGUUCCUCCUAUGCCGGACACUUCAUAGCAUUCAAGACAAUCUCCAAGGUCUUGCAAGCCGGUUUCUGGUGGCCCACAAUGUUCUGUGAUGCUCAAGCUUUCAUCUCCAUGUGCAACUCGUGCCAAAGACAGGGGAACAUCAGCAAGAGGAACAAGAUGCCUCAGAAUUUCAUACUUGAGAUUGAGGUGUUCGACUGUUGGGGAAUUGAUUUCAUUGGACCAUUCCCACCUUCGUACAAGAACGAGUACAUUCUAGUCACGGUGGACUAUGUCUCAAAGUGGGUAGAAGCAAUCGCCAGCCCCACUAAUGACGCACGUGUUGUGACCAAGAUGUUCAAAACUAUAAUCUUUUCAAGGUUUGGAGUACCUAGAGUGGUCAUAAGCGAUGGAGGGACCCACUUCAUCAACAAGGUUUUCCAAGGCCUCUUGAAGUAG